AUGCCACGAAAGGAUCCAUUCACCGUGAUAUGCUUGCUCAGCACGAGAAGUAUGGCGAUGUCUGUCAUCGACAAGGCCCAGCACAGCCGCAAGCGCAAGCUGAUCUCACAAGGUCUUGGCGAUGCUGCUCUGCGGACUGCAGAACCCAAGAUCCAGGCCCGAAUUGAUGUCUUCCUGAAGCAGCUCGCAGAGGUGGACUAUGCCGCCGGUCAAGCAUUCAAGGCGCCUGCAUCGGCUCGGAGCUGGGGCCCAAAGAAGAACAUGUCAGAUGCCUGCAAUUUCCUGACCUUCGACGUCUUCAGCGACCUCCUGCUGGGAAAGUCCUUUGGCAUGCUGACCUCGACCCUCAACCGCUUCAUUAUCCGCGGCGUUGCCUCGUCCUCCAAACGAGCCGGCAUCUUCCUGCAGAUGCCCUGGCUCACAAAUCUCUAUGCGGACCUCAUCCUCUUCCCAGACACCGCUGUCUGGAGAUCCCAGUUCUUCCAGACGGUCGUCGACAUCUCGACCGAGCGUCUGGCCAUCAAAGAAGGGCGGCAGGAUAUUUUCCAACUGAUUCAAGACGCACGAGAUCCGGAGACCGGAGCGGGAAUGUCCAUGAAUGAGCUCGUCAGCGAGUGCACGCUCUUGAUUGUCGCCGGCAGUGACACUAGCUCGACCACCCUCGCCGCCGCCUUUUUCUACCUCGCCAAGAAUCCGCACGCUCAUCAGCGUCUGGCUGAUGAGAUCUGCAAGACAUUCCGCUCUUUAGACGACAUCCAAGGUGGAGCCGAGCUCAACGGAUGUGCUUACUUACGCGCCUCCAUCGACGAGGCCCUAAGACUGAGCCCUCCUGUCGGCGGUGCACCCUGGCGAGAGGCCCAGCGUGGAGGCGCAAACGUCGACGGUCAUCGUGUGCCUGCCGGCUACGACGCAGGCGUCGGCACCUAUGCAAUGCAUCAUAGUCCGCAGUAUUACCCGCGGCCGUUUGACUACUGUCCCGAGAGGUGGCUCGGUGAAGGCUCGUGGACGCCGGAGAGUGUGCAGAAGGCCAAGAGCGCGUUUCAUCCUUUCUCCCUUGGCCCGAGGGGAUGUCCCGGAAAGUCCCUAGCAUACCUCGAGAUCUCGCUGGCGCUUGAACGGACUCUCUUUCUCUACGACUUCCGCUUUGCAAACCCAGACGAUGCAAAUGCUAGUGAGUAUGUGCUGACGGACCAUUUCACGUCUGCGAAAGACGGUCCGCAGUUGGUGUUUAAAAAGCGUGUCGACGCGUAG
Coniosporium apollinis CBS 100218 is the source of this 1251-nucleotide messenger RNA. RefSeq lists its product as uncharacterized. Bases 1 to 1251 code for a protein of 416 amino acids. NCBI's taxonomy places the organism in Eukaryota, Fungi, Ascomycota, Dothideomycetes. Gene Ontology annotation, molecular function: iron ion binding; oxidoreductase activity, acting on paired donors, with incorporation or reduction of molecular oxygen; monooxygenase activity. The record is from RefSeq and is a predicted model, not a curated record. The transcript is spliced from 5 exons.